AUGGCAGAGCCAUUCAAGCCCGACCGAGUUAGGGCGGCUGAGCCAGCCUCCAAAGACUCACCAUCAGGACCAAGCUUUUCGGACCUUGUCAAGAACCAGACGAAAUCACCACUAUCACUCAGCGAGUUCAUGGACUACCUCAUUUAUAUCGAGCACAACGCAGAGAACCUGCAAUUCUUCCUAUGGUAUUCAGACUACGUUCAAAGAUGGAGCAGGCUCCCUAGGAGACAAAAGUCCGCAUCACCCCCGUGGACCACAGACUGCGAAGACGAGGCGGAGCGUCUUCGCACUUGUCCAUUGGCUGCGCACAAGAGGGCAAACAGCGAAAAGAUGACCAACAUACUGGCCAUUCUCGACAGGGUAUCGGAAAAAGAAGAAUUCGGACCACCUUCUCGUAAGAGCAUCUCAGAGACCGGCUUAUCCGAACGUGGCGAGAACAAAGACUUUGUCACAUCAGUUCGACUCCAUGAAUACGCAAAACAACCGUUUAGGGAUGAGCUCACUAGAGUUGCGAGGACCUACAUUGAAAAAGGUGCGCCACGGCAGCUGAAACUAUCCGAUGGGGAUCGGGCUUCGAUACUCGAAGGCUUGCAGCAUACUACACACCCCACUGCCAUCCUGCCGGCGUUUACCAUGUCCAGCAACAUCCUCAGGGAGUUUUCCCAUCCGAGCUUCAUCAAAUGGAGUCUGUACAGAAAUGCGAACAAGCCGCGGAUCAACUUUACGCGUUCCAUGGCCGCAGUUUUUAUUGUUAUGGGCCUGGGAUUUGACGUCAUACUUACCGUCUCAGGUCUCUCAACGUACCUUCGUGUCCUCGGGAUACUGCUGCUGUGGCCUGGCAUCACCUGGCUUGCGGCGGCUGCAAAGGGGCUGUGCCUUGAACUGCACUUCCAAAGGCUACGGCAGCAACGUCCAUGGGAAGCGCAGCAACCCAAUAGAGAUUCCGGGCUGGAAAAUGCGGGCUUACAGGACCCCUCCGUUGAUGGGCACGACGGAACAGGAAAAGGGGCUUCGUUGCCAUCACACUCGAGGUCCCAGAGUUAUCAAAAUUCUUGGUAUGGAUGGCAAGCCAAAAACGACCGUCUCAGUCCCGACAGCAGCAACCACAACAGUCCCGCAGGCCACCGGCCUAGUGUCACUGUGAACGUCAGCGCCAGUGUGACGCACAGCGCGCGCACGGAAUACGACGUGGCCAGGCCUGUCUCCGUCGUUGGCUUCAGCACGGUGAUCACGGGGGGCCACGACAAGAGCAGAGGCCACGCGUCGACCGUCAGCGGCGUCGAUCCGCCGUGGAAGCAAAGCAUGCAGCCACUGGGCCCCAGCAACGACUACUCGCGCGAGGCGUGGUACAGGGAGGAGGGCGGCAGCAGGCCGUCGCUGCUCCGGAGGGUCUUUGCUGGGACCGUGGCGACCCGCAACAGGGAUCUGCACCUCAUGCAGGACCGUUUGGUCCUGCGAGCCGUCGUGCUGGGUGGCCUUGUUUCUGCUAUCAUCACGUGUGGCUUCUUGUUUCUGCCGGGCGGGAACUACCUCUCCGGAGUAGGAUCUACAAGUUAA
This is a messenger RNA of Pyricularia oryzae 70-15, 1557 nucleotides long. RefSeq lists its product as uncharacterized. The transcript is spliced from 3 exons. The coding region runs from base 1 to 1557 and encodes 518 amino acids. Lineage: Eukaryota; Fungi; Ascomycota; Sordariomycetes; Magnaporthales; Pyriculariaceae. The record is from RefSeq and is a predicted model, not a curated record.